CCGACUGCGACAGUUCCACUACGAAUUGCCUAGAGGAGGGGCGUAAGAGAAUUUCUGUUAUACGGAAAUAUGAAAAUAAGAGCACGAAAAGCUAAAUAAAAACGGAAAAGCGCCAACAACAAACACACGUACAUAAGUGAAUAACAAUGUGAACAGUGCGAAAAAGAAAAUAAAAUUUGUUUUUGUUUUUGUUUUGUGUUCGCGAUUUCAGGGUUCGCUUGUGGUUUUAUUUUUGGGCACUUUGAUAUUUGGUGAGUGAAAUUGGUGAAUAGGAAGAUUGUGAGAAAAGUGGCGCGACACUUGUGCUGCUGCUGCGGUUGAUAUUAGUGAUGACAUUCAGGCUAUUAAUGCUCCCGCAAGCCAACGGUGGUGAUUGGUGAUUGGUACGAUAUCUGCCGAUGUUCUAAUGUGAGUUUGCGAAUGUCGCCAAACCAAUUUUUCUUUUAUGGUUUUUGGUGAAUGUGUGAUCAUAACGGGAAAAGUAUAAAGUGCAAAUUUAAAAUUUUUUACAUAAAGAAUGUAAACAAUAAAUGAUGAUUGGCAAAAACGAAACGCAUUUGUGCAUAAAUAAAAACUGCUUCUGAGUGCACUAAACUAAAGCCAAUCGCUCGAAAAACAACUGAGGUAUUUAGCAAAAUAAAAAAAGAAAACAAAGAAAUAAAAAAAUAUACAAUUAUACAAAUAACGAAAUUUUGCCAUAAAAUAUAUGCAAAAAGCGAAAAAGUGAAUAAAAAAUUUAGCUGCAAAUUGGUGGUGUUCAUCUUUACAUAAGUGUAUAUACACAAAUACACACAUACAUACAUGCAAAUUUUUGUUUUUUCGUAAUUGUUGAUGGUGAAUCAGACAAAAUGUUAAAGAAAAAUGAAGAAAAUAAAGCUUUCUAUAUGAUUGUGUUUCCGUGAGAAAAGAAGAAGAACGUUGGGAUAUUUAGCGAUAACAAAGCAAGAAAUAAAAACACACACAAAAAAACUGUUAAUAAUUACCCACUGCAUGGCUUUGCGCCAUUUUCCACUCAGCUACACCGGCGUUGUCCAUAGAGAUUGAGCUAAAUCACAGCUGAGUGGUGCGACGUUGGAAUCCUAUUGUGUAUGCCUAUUAGCGCUUCAGAGAAAAUCAAGAUGGCACUUGCUCAAGCUUACGGAUCUCCAAAAUGGGCUCAGAGCGGUCCUUGUACUUGUGCCACAACAGGUUAAGUUUUUGAAACCAUGCAUUGCGAUAAGGGAAUUAGCGGACUGCUUGUGCAAUAUUUGUUGCUGCUUCAAAUGAUCGUAAAAGGUCAUAGAAAACAUCGCUUGGCAACUCGUAGUGGAAUCCUUGACACCUUCAAGUGGCGAACAGUUUCAAGUUUUUAUAGUACAAACCAUUUUGAUGUCCAGUAAAUUUGUGGCGACAAACUUUUGGCUACACAAUAACCAGAAAAUAGUAAAAAGACUGCAAAAAAAAUUGAGUGAGCAGGGUGCCAGGAAACCGUAACAUUUCGUUUCAGCUGCUAAACUACAGGCAAACAGGCAUACAACUAUAGUAUAUCAAACUUUCAACGAAAUAUUGAUUGCUGUCAUAUCUGCGUGCUGUUGUGUUUAGCUAGGCGGCAGGGGCGGUGGUAUCAACCAAAUCAACGAAAACAAAUCAUCAAAUACGAAUGCUGCCCUUUUUUUGAUUCACAGUGCGACAUUUCAAAAGAUUUACACUUGAAGCUUACGAUUGUUGCGCGUGAAAAAUUGCCAAUGGAGUGCCAUGCGCGCAGGCUGUUGGCGGAAAAAGAGAUCUGGUUGUGUGAAGGUCAUUUUGGAGCAACAUUCAAUGCGGAAUUUCUUAUUUUGCGAUUGAAAACGGUUGUUGAUGUGCCAGUGACAGAUGUCAAGAAGGAGAAAAAAAAGCAAAGCGAAAAGUAAAAAUAUAUGCAAGCAAAAAAAGGGUUUUUAAAAGAAAUGUGCUUACAAGUAAUUGUGGAAGUCAAUUUCAGGAGUAAAAGUUGGAAAACUUAAAAAGCUCUAAAUGACAGUUGGAAACUUAUUAGCUUAUAUAAACAAAAUUAAAUUGUUAGUAAACAAAAAACAAAAGAAAACUUUUUAAAAUUAAAUAUUAAAAAAAAAAUAAUUGUACAUAAAAUCUGGAAGCUCAAUCAGAAACUAAAAGUGUGUGAUUAAGAGCCCAAAUAACGCAAUGCACAUUUUUUUGCCGAAUUCGAAGAAAAUAUUACAAAAAAGGACGAAUUUUGUUGCAUAGUUUAUGUUAUAAAAUAAUAUUAAAUACACAAUUGAAUGCUUGUACGUACUUGAAAGUUGAAAAGCACAGUUCCAUACAGAAGUACUCAUAUUUGAGAUAGUUAAAACAGUUCAAACAAAAAUCCUCACCAAAUUCAAGAAACUUUGAAAAUUUGUGAUUUUUGAAUUAAAUACAAUACCGUUACGUAGAUAGCUUUAGGUCGGGUGUUUUGUGAUAUUUUCAAGCUUUACUACAAAACGCAUGCGAAAAGGUUGGAGUUUACUAAAUUUUUGUUUUUCAAAUUCAAGAAAGCCUUAAACUAUAUUUACAAGAACUUAGAAAUUAGAAUGGUAAUUUUCAAUUAAUUUAAACGAGAACACGUUUUGAUAAGUAAAAGUCAUAAUUAGUUUCAAUUAAGUUAAGUCAAAAAAAAGCUGUGAGAAGUAAAUUAAAAUUUUGUAAAAAGGAACAAACUUACAUAAAAUACAUUGGUAGAAAUUAAAAAAAAAAAACAAAUUCUUGAACACAAGUAGUUGACGAAAGCCGAUUUCGGUGCGCCAUUACUUUGAAAAAACCAAAAAAACAAAAAACUUCAAAAGACUGUUUGUGCUGAUCAGCCAGUGCUAACUAGGAAAUUAAAUUUCUCAAACCACUAACAUCGAUUUAAAAUUUACGAAUUGACUACAUAUUUCGUCUAGCAUUUAAUUCCUCCACCUGUCCAGUAAUAAAAGGUGAAUUUUUGAAAUAUUUCAACCUAGUGCCACUACCUCUUACAAAUUUGUUUUUGAUCCCUCCGUUUUGCAGGCAGGGCAAAAUUUAGUCUCUAGAAAGUUCGCCUUCACAGCAUUAACCGAUGACUGAGUUCAAUGCAUCGCGCGAAUUUUACCCGGACAUUUUUCAUCAAGUAAAAUCAUUGCUACGCAUACAGGAUAAUCUGCAACAAGAUAGUGCACUGCUGCCUCCAGCCGAUGUUGUCGCUGAUAGUUCCACGCACGAUUAUGAUGCGUCACCGAUUAAUCUGCAGGAUUUCAUACAGAGCGUAUCGGGCAAUGAUGUUUUCGUCGAGUAUGCGGCACCCACUGAUUCCACAACAUUUGCGUUUGGCAGUAGCACUGCAGAUGGUGGCGCCAUACCGGAAACCUUCUUCCCCCAGCUGACACAGAAUUUCACUUUCCCAGAUUUCUAUGCCAACGAGACGCACGAUGCGUUGUGCAUGGAUGUUUACCAUCCGGAUGAUGAAACCCGUCUUGAGUUCUGGGUUUGCGGUGUCGUAUUGAAUAUUGUUGGUAUAUUUGGCAUUAUUGGUAAUGUAAUUUCUAUGAUUAUACUUUCGCGCCCGCAGAUGCGUUCAAGUAUCAAUUAUCUGCUCAUCGGCUUGGCCCGUUGUGAUACGACACUCAUCAUUACGUCCAUGCUGCUCUUCGGUAUACCCUGCGUAUAUCCUUAUUCAGGUUAUUUCUUCUACUACUAUAAUUACAUUUACCCAUUUAUUUCGCCUGUGGUGUUUCCCAUUGGCUUAACGGCGCAAACGGGCAGCAUCUAUAUGACGUUCACAGUGACACUGGAGCGUUAUGUGGCGGUGUGCCAUCCGCUCAAGUCGCGUGCCCUCUGCACAUAUGGACGCGCCAAAAUCUACUUUAUUAUAUGUUGUAUAUUCUCGCUGUUUUAUAAUCUGCCACGCUUUUGGGAAGUCAUGACAGUCAGCUAUCAGCCUGAGGGCAGCGAUAUAGUAUAUCACUGCAUACGCCCUUCACCUUUGCGACAAAAUCAGUCUUACAUCAAUAUCUAUAUACACUGGUGUUAUCUGAUUGUCAACUACAUCAUACCAUUCCUGGCAUUGGCCAUACUCAAUUGUCUGAUAUAUCGUCAGGUUAAGCGUGCGAAUCGUGAACGCCAGCGGCUAUCGCGCUCUGAGAAACGUGAAAUCGGUUUGGCGACUAUGUUGAUUUUUAUUGUGAUAGUUUUUUUUCUAUUGAACUUUCUUGCACUUGUAGUGAAUAUUAACGAGGCGUUCUAUCAUACAAUCGAUCAUUCGCUAACGAAAAUUUCCAAUUUGCUAGUGACGUUAAACAGCAGUGCAAAUUUCCUCAUCUAUGUUAUAUUCGGGGAAAAGUUCAAACGUAUAUUCCUGUUGAUUUUUUUCAAACGCCGCUUCAGCCGCGAUCAACCCGACCUUAUUCAUUACGAGAGUUCCAUUUCGAACAAUGCCGACGGCACGAUAAACCAUCGCUCAUCGGGCCGUUUUUCACGACACGGCACACAACGCAGCACCACUGGUACAUACCUAGUAACCGGCAGCGGUUCGAACAAUAGUACGUUGAAAAAUGUGCGGCUCUUGCAGACCGGAUCGCCAGGUGUGGUGAAGAUCAAACGAAAUCGUGCACCUUCGCCGGGCCCAGUUGUUUACUACCCGGCAAGGGACAUUCAGCGCACGACUGUUGUGACGCCGGUGGUGUUAGCAUCGAACAACAACAAUGCGCUUAGUUGCGAUUGGACCGAUGGAGGAAAUGGGCAGAUGACAUCGGGUAUCUGAGAUCGUUGGCACAGCAGAGAUCAGAUGUGGUUGGGCGGCGAAUGUGUUAGAAGUGAAAGUGCAAGCUGUAAAUAAGUUUGGGAAAUGUGGUGAGGAAUGAAAGAGAAGCUGAUAAACAAAAAGUGAAAUAUUUUGUUAAAAACUUAGUAUAAACGAUUAUGAAUGCAUUCUUUCAGAUGGAAAUGCUUGGUUUUGUGCCGUAAAUUAGAAAGCAGCUUCUCUUUCAUUACACCUUUUCAAACAUUAAUUUUCAAACAUAAUUCAUUACAAAACCACUAUCGGAAAUAUUUUAAAAUAGUAUACCUACUUUUACAGUUGACUACUUCAAGAUAAUAUGCUCCCCGUUAACUCUCCCUUCUGAAAACAAAUCACUAUAGUUAUAGGUCUUACUAUUCGGAAGUGCGUCGGUUUGAAUAUCCAUGCAUGAAACACCAAAAUAAAGAAAUAGUUUUCUCUAAUAGCGGUCGCCCCUCGGCAGGCAAUGUCAAACCUCCGAGUGUAUUUAUGCCAAGAAAAAACUCCUCAUAAGAAACCAUUUUCGGAGUUGGCUUAAAACUGUAGGCGCCUAAACGAUGUGUACGCUCCAAUUAUUUUUUUUAAGUUAUAGCCGAAUAGUUCCGACGAGAUACACACUCACGACCCGAAUCGCCAUAGGAUUAUACGGAUAACAGUACAGUACAGAUAAAAGUACAGUUACAACUAAGAGAUAUCCAAUUCACAGGGUGCAUACGAUAUUUCAGGACAACUUGCCAGUAAAACUAUUGAAUAUGGGAAUAAGUUUCGGCCCUCAUAAAAGAGGUACUGCUGCUGAUACUAUUUUUGUAAUCACUCUAGUAAUACACUGAUGAUUUGAAGGUGUAUAUGUGAGGUCUCGAUCGCAGUAGUUGACAUUCGUUGGAAGCGUAAAGAUCCUUUUUAUCUGACGUCAAAAACGUCUAGGUUCGUCCCGAAAAAACAGCAUUCGCGGUAAGUGAUGCUUCAUUAUUACCUUUUAAAGAAGAGUGCAGCUGAAACGCGUCGUAUAUUGGUCAAUAUUAACAGUAAUCACGAUCCAUCAAAUACAACUUGUAAAGAGUGGUUUCGACGCUUCCAAACUGGCAAUUUCGACGUGAGUAAUAAAUAUCGCGAAGGGGUACCGAAAAAAGUCGAAGAUGCUCAACUACAACAAUUAUUGGAUGAAGACGCAUGUCGAACCCUUGAUGAUAUGUCUAAAGAGUUGGAUGCUGACACAUCAACCCUCGGUAAACGUUUGCACGCGUUUGGGAAGGGUUCAGAAAGCAGGUAACUGGGUAUCACAUCAAUUGAAGGAGAGGGAGAGACGUCUGGUGACGUGUGAGAUGCUUCUUGAACGGCAAAAAAGAAAAAGUUGUCUGAUCCCAUCGUCACUGGCGAUGAAAAAUUGAUCUAUUAUGAAAAACCUAAGCGUCAAAAAUGUUGCAACCUGCCAGGUCAACCAGGUCCAUUGACUGCGAUAAAAAAUGUCAAAGGUUAUGUGGUGCAUCUGCUGGGACCUAUUAUGAACUCUUUAAACUAUCCGAAACCAUCACUGGCGGUCAUUAUCGACUGCAGCUAAUGCGUUUGAAUGGAGGUCUCAAAGAAAAACGGCCAGAAUGGGACGAUAGACAUGACAAACUGAUUUUGCUGCAUAACAACGCCAGGGCAAAAGUUGCUAAAUCGGUCCAGAAAUAUUUAGAGGGACUGAAAAGGGAAAUCUUGCCUCACCUGCCGUAUUCCCCAGACAAUGCAUCUUCGGAUUACCAUCUGUUCCGAUCGAUGCAAUCAGCCCUUAUUGGAGAGCGGUUUACUUCUUACGAGAGCAACGCAAACUGGCUUAAUGAAUGGAUCAAGUCAAUGCAACUCCAAUUUUUCGUCAGAGAAAUUUGUAUUCUGACUGAAAUAUGGAGUCAAGUUGUAGCUUCCAAUGGAAUACACUUCACAUAAUAUCAAGUAUUAUUUAAUUGUUUGAAUAAUUCGUAACUUUGGUUAAGAAAGAACGGAAACUUAUUCCCAUACCUCUGUUUUUAUUGGAACACAGCGAUCUGUCCUUUUGGUGAUUUCAGCGAUUGGCCUUUUGAUCUUGGUCAACAUUUUUUUCCGAACUAAUCGCAAAAGAAAUCGAUAAUUUCACGAGCUGUGGGACUAGGGGUGCUUCACUGCUUAUACUAGAGAUCACUUUGAAUUUAUAAUUAAACAGUCUUUAGUAGCAUUUUUGAGGAAAGUAGCUAAUAACCGCAUGCCAUAAUUUUGCUGGGAUUAGUAACGCGUAGAUGCGUAUGCAUUGUGUAGCACACUCUCAUCCACAUACUCUGUUUUUCCAUUUUCGAAAAGUAUUGGGAAAUAUAAAACCGUUUACAAAAAAAUCGUAUGUGUAUCGAAUAAGGUGUGAGUGACUGUAUAGCAGUUUCCAAUAACCAAUGUGUGUGUUUUUUUUCUCAGAAAUAAUCUGUUUUGUAGUGCCUAUCUUUGCAAUCUCACUCAUAUCGUUUUUCCCCCUGUUUCUUUAUUAUAUGAUUCUGAUUAGUUGGCCUAUCUGCUGCAGUCAUCGGCGGCAGUCCAGGAUUAAAGUUAAAUGAGAACAAAACUGUAAUUGUAGCCUAAAGACAUCACUAAUACCACUCCUCAUAGGGGCAUUUUGGAGAGAGAAAUGCUAUUUUGUUGCAAGUGCAUAUCAUUCCGAAAGGAUAUGACGUGACACUAGUCAAGAUUUUGUGCAAGAAAUAGCUGUUCAUAGCAAAACAAUAUAUGUUAUAAAAAUUCCCCUGUGUUACCAGCACCUUUUACAAACAUACUAUAUGUAGGUAUGUAUGGUAGGUAUGAACAGCAAACAUGUCGAACUCAUUUGCUGGAAAACCAAAUAAUUGGUGAUGAAAUUCAUGAAAUUUUCCCACUACUUACCAUAAAUACUUCAAAACAUACAUACAUGUUGAACAGUUAUACCAGAAAAACCAUAGAAAAAAUAAUAAAUACAAUUAAAGUUAGUUAUUACCCCAAAUAGUUAUUACCUAUAAAAUGCAGUCUGAUACGAAGUUUGGUCAGAACAAUCACAAAACCAAAACUUUGCCAUAAAUAAAAACCUGCUAUAAUCUAUGUACACAUACCAGUAUAUGUAUUGUGAAAUGAAUAUGUAUUGAAUGUAAUUACAGCUAUUAACAGACGAAUUUAUAUAUGUAUUGAUGUCUGACAGUCACUGAUGUUCAAUGUGUGUAGAAAAUUUACAGUUAAACACUUUUACUAAUUCUUAGCGCAUUCGCUCCCCGUCAAUAUAUAUGUACGAGUAUGUAUAAUAUAUGUACGUAUGUGUCUAUAAUGUAUGUAUUUAUGUAUAUUAUAUGUAUUUAUGUAUAUUAUAUGUAUUUAUGUA
Molecule: messenger RNA, 8099 nt
Organism: Anastrepha ludens (Mexican fruit fly)
Lineage: Eukaryota; Metazoa; Arthropoda; Insecta; Diptera; Tephritidae
Product: FMRFamide receptor
Exons: 4
Coding region: 3059-4738 (559 amino acids)
Biological process (GO): G protein-coupled receptor signaling pathway
Cellular component (GO): membrane
Molecular function (GO): G protein-coupled receptor activity
Source: RefSeq, a predicted model, not a curated record